AUACAAAAUGCCUUCACAAAUGAACUAGCCUUAACUCCCAACGGCUAACCCUAGUACUUGUCUUUCAAACAAUCAAGCUGCACCAGAUUCUGGAACAAAACAACCAUGUCUCAAAGAAUCGGAACAAAGCUAUUUGUCAGCAGACUAUCAUUUUACACUACAAACGACCAGUUCGUGAAAUUGUUCUCACCAUUCGGAGCACUUAAAGAAGCUUCACUUGUGGUAGACCCAAAAACCAAAAGACCUAAAGGCUUUGGUUUUGUGUCCUAUGACUCUGAAAUUGAAGCAGAAAAGGCCAUGAAAGCGUUAAAUGGAAGGAUAGUUGAUGGAAGGCUAAUUUUUGUUGAACCUGCAAAAUUGAAGGAUUCUUGAUACGUGACUUCUUUCCACUCUCAAAUCUAGUGUAUUUCUGAUCAUUUUUAGAUAUCAAAUCUCACUUGAUCAAAGUGUAUAGCUUUGUGUUCUUGCUUAAAGCUCCUCUGUUUUAUUCUUCAAUCAUUUAACUUGGGACAUUAUAUUGUACAAAUAAGAGUAUACAUUUUGGAAAUAUCGAUGCAAGAGAUUUGCAAAAAUUUACUGCAGUUUGUUUAGAAAGUUGAA
Vicia villosa (hairy vetch) is the source of this 600-nucleotide messenger RNA. RefSeq names its product organelle RRM domain-containing protein 6, chloroplastic-like. Gene Ontology annotation, molecular function: RNA binding. The coding region runs from base 106 to 372 and encodes 88 amino acids. The transcript has 4 exons. Lineage: Eukaryota; Viridiplantae; Streptophyta; Magnoliopsida; Fabales; Fabaceae. Gene Ontology annotation, biological process: positive regulation of mRNA splicing, via spliceosome. Gene Ontology annotation, cellular component: spliceosomal complex. The record is from RefSeq and is a predicted model, not a curated record.